This is a messenger RNA of Sus scrofa (pig), 3634 nucleotides long. It is a transcript of the gene PINX1, whose product is annotated as PIN2 (TERF1) interacting telomerase inhibitor 1. Gene Ontology annotation, molecular function: telomerase inhibitor activity; nucleic acid binding. Gene Ontology annotation, cellular component: nucleolus. The record is from RefSeq and is a predicted model, not a curated record. Lineage: Eukaryota; Metazoa; Chordata; Mammalia; Artiodactyla; Suidae.
UAGUGAAAUCCUGUUCUCGAUGUAUUGAAGCCAGAGAAAGAAAAGCAAAGGAGUUUGAAACAGCAAACACUGGAAGUUGGCGUUUUUUAGGGGAGGCAGGGCUAAUGAGUGUUUUUAAGUAAGAUUGUGGCAGUUUUGAUGUUUUUAGUUGGAAUUAUGAACACUUCUUUUAGAGAAGUUUUGGCUGCAACGCCCGUCAUGCCUCAUUUGCCUUUGACAUUUACGGUCACUUGGAGUGAAACUGGUUAAUUCCCUCCAUCUGGAGAGGCUUUUUAACUUCUGAAUGCUACCUGUAGCUAAGGCCGCCGGCCACCAGAUGGCAGUCGUGCGUUGGUCAUGAAAAGCCGGCCGGUAACUUUCUUGAAAGCGAACUAGGAGCAGAAACAGCAUGUUUAUCAGAUCAACAGCCAUUGCGCAGGGGUGCCAUGAAGUAAAUGCUGUCGGCAUCCUCUAAUCUAAGAGGGUAGGGGAAAUGGAAGCACAAGAUGAAGUGGGUCGGCGGAAGCAGAAGUGGGCUGUGGAUCCGAGAAACACUGCAUGGAGUAAUGAUGACUCCAAGUUUGGCCAGAGAAUGCUAGAGAAGAUGGGAUGGUCUAAAGGAAAGGGUUUAGGGGCUCAGGAGCAAGGAGCCACAGAUCAUAUCAAAGUUCAAGUUAAAAACAACCACCUGGGACUUGGAGCUACGAUCAAUAAUGAAGACAACUGGAUUGCUCAUCAAGAUGAUUUUAACCAGCUUCUGGCUGCACUGAACACUUGCCAUGGGCAGGAAACAGCAGACUCCUCAGACAACAAGGAAAAGAAAUCUUUCAGCCUUGAAGAGAAGUCCAAAAUCUCCAAAAACCGUGUUCAUUAUAUGAAAUUCACAAAAGGGAAGGAUCUCUCAUCUCGGAGCAAAACAGAUCUUGACUGCAUUUUUGGAAAAAGGCAGAAGAAGAAGACUCCUGAGGAGACGUCCAGCCCUGCCACUCCAGAGGGGACUGAAACCACCACGACCACCAGUGCCUUCACCAUCCAUGAGUACUUUGCCAAGCGCAUGGCAGAGCGAAAGAACAAGCUGCAGGACACCGCUGAGGGGCCAGGUGUUUCAGAGACCCCCCUGCAGAGCAAAAGGGGAAAGAAGAGAAAGAAAGAGGCGAAAGACAAAAGUGUGGAAAAUGGCACCCAGCCCAAGGCCAAGAAGAAGAGAGCCCGAGCUGAGUGGCAGCUCGGAGACCCUGGCAGGGACGAGAAUUCUGGUGUCUCCGCUGAGGACAGAGAGGGUAGCAGGGAGGUACUCAGUGACCAGGACUUUCCCCUGAAGCCCAGAAGAAGGAAAGAAAAGAAAAAGCUACCAAAGCCGGUUGAGGCAGCAGUGGCCGGUAUGCUAGAGGAAACGCCAGUGAAAAAGAAGAAGAAAAAGAAAGAUUCUGAGUAAAUCUCUGAGCCAGGGCCUCCCGACCCCUCUGCCACCGGGGCUGCCGCGCCAGCUCCUCGGGCUCAGUCAGCAGGGCUCCCAGGCGCACAGUCCCCGACAUGCCCGGCCCCUGCCGUGUCUCGCCCUCGCCACAUUGUCCCACAUCCCAUUCCCAGAGCUGCUUAAUGUUCCAAGUCAUGGCUCUCAUAAACAGUACAUUUCUUUUAGACUCUGAAACCUUCAUGAACUGUGUUUCUUCAUAUUCGUGUGUGUGUGUGCACGCACGUGUGUGAAGGUCCACCACAGUCUGCAUUUGCUCUUUACUUCCUUUGGUAACAAUGAACUGUGCUUCCUUCUGAAGGACUUCGUCUAAUUAAAGGAUUAAGAGGCAAUAGUUUGGAUUCAGAUAGUCCUUUUUGUUCUAUAGCCAACCAAACAUUUUUGCCAAGUCGGUAUUACAUGAUUACAUUCCCAAAUCAGAGUUGAUUUGAUUUUUUUUUUUUUCUUUUUUUCUUCUCUAGGCCACACUCGCGGCAUAUGGAGGUUCCUAGGCUAGGGGUCCAAUUGGAGCUGAAGCUGCCAGUCUGCACCACAGCCACAGCAACACUGGAUCUGAGCCGCGUCUGGGACCUACACCACAGCUCACAGCAAUGCCAGAUCCUUAACCCAUUGAGCAAGGUCAGGGAUUGAACCUGCGUCCUCAUGGAUGCUAGUCAGAUUCGUUAACCACUGAGCCACGAUGGGAACUCCUGAUUUUUUUUUUAAUUGAAGUAUAGUUCAUUUACAGUGUUAUGCUACCUUCAGAAGUACAGCAAAGUGAUCCAGCCAUACAUACAUAUAUAUCUUUUUUUUUUUUCAGGAUUUUUUCCGUUAUAGAUUAUUACAAAAUAUUGAGUAUAGUUCCAUGGUUUGGUUUUGAUAGGCAAUUUGUUUGUGGCCCGCUCUCCCCCUAAGCAGUGGUGUCCAUAUAUUUUGAGGUCUUCUCCCCAGGACUACAAUGUUUAAGAAGUGAACUGACUUUCUAGCUCUCAUAGGAGGCCUCUUGCGGUUCCUCAGUGAGAGGUGGUCAGAUAUAUUUCCCUUUGGUGUUGUUGAGGACAGAGCCCUGAGAGUGGCCUUCUCCUUAUCUGGAACAAUCAGGAGAGCCUCAGAAGGUUUAAAAAAAAAAAAAAGGAAAAAAAAAGCUGAGGCUCCCUUCACUUAUGAAAUUAAUUUUGUCUAGAUUUGGCCCACCUUGUGAUGGUUCUUAAAAGUAUAAAUAUUUCAUAAAGAGUAAAAGAUACUUUCAGUCUUGCUCACACCACAUGGUAUCACCUCCCCUGUUUAUCCUGCCGUUGCCACACCCUGGCAUGUCUCCCUGGGAGCUGGUUAAACUCUCCCCCUGCGGCUUUCCCCGGAAAACUGCAGGCACCUUCACACUCUUUGGGGGCACAGAAUGAAUUUAAAAAAAAAAAAAAUUUGCUGAAGAUUUAAAUUGUUUCCUCUCUAUGCUAUUCUUUGCUGUCUUGAUCUCUUCUUUCUCAUCCUUUUGCCAUUUUUCUCCCUCUUCAUUGCCCCCCCCCCAACUUUAUUUUCACUUCCCGGUUUCCUCUUACCCUCCUGACUGCCUGUUCCCACUCCUGCUGCCACAGGUGGCCUGCUCCUGAUAGACCUGUCAAGGGCCAGGGGUGUGUGGCAUGUGGGCGGGCUGUGUGCUGCCCUCCGCUUGAUUCGUAGAUGCUACUGGAUAACAGAAGGAAAACUCACCACGAUCUGAUGAGCUUUUGCCCUUGAUUUUAACUUUGGAGGUCAUACAUACAUUAGAUACAAAAACAUGGCCCUGAGAGUUUUAAAACUGAGAAAAUGUAUGAAGAUGGUUUUGUUUUUAGUCUCCUGAGAAUUCCGAAUGGUGCUAAUUGUUUAAAAGGACAGGCACAACCUAAAGAGAAAAUUCUUAUGAAUUCAGAGCUGGGGUCUUAGUUUCUGAGUUUUAUUGUGGCCCUCAGACUUUAGAGGCCCAGGCAAGGUCCAAUCUAGUGAAGCACCCAAGAUUUUUAAAGUCACUUUUCUUCCCAGAGUGCACAUGCCCAAGUUACCUCUGCUCCUGCUUGUCCUAUCUUGUAUGUGAAGCUGGAGUUCCAGAAGAGGGUAGGCUGUAUGAAGCCUAAAGGGAAUUAUCUCUAAAAUCCAUAUGUAUACAGACUGGGUUUUGUUUGUUUUUUGCGUUUCAUUUAACUUUGUCAAUUAAAAUAAGAGCCAGGA